This is a messenger RNA of Paramacrobiotus metropolitanus, 6318 nucleotides long. Its product is annotated as macrophage mannose receptor 1-like. The transcript is spliced from 27 exons. Gene Ontology annotation, molecular function: signaling receptor activity. The record is from RefSeq and is a predicted model, not a curated record. Bases 89 to 6139 code for a protein of 2016 amino acids. NCBI's taxonomy places the organism in Eukaryota, Metazoa, Tardigrada, Eutardigrada, Parachela, Macrobiotidae.
GUCUACAUUUUUAAACUUAAUUUUGCUGUGGGAUAAAGUGUUAACGAGAAUUUAGUUCCACUAUUCUAACACUUCAUUUUCGCACGUAAUGGACCUCUCCAUAACAUUUUUACAUAUUGUAACAGUAAUAUUUGGAUUAGGAAUUGCUACCGUACAUUCAUGGCGCUGUCCCGGUCCGGAUUGGUAUUAUAGAAAGGGCACUCAAAAAUGUUAUCAUGUUAUGGGAUCAACGAAUACCGGUACGAAUAUCGGUUUUGACGGGGGAUUAUCUGGCAGCCAGUCAUUUGACGGUGCAAUUCAAACAUGCAAGCUUCGUGGUGGAAAAUUACUACAACUUGAAGAUUCUGAGGAACUGGACUGGAUAACAGCAAAGCUACCAUCAAGUACUACUUGGUUUUGGAUUGGGUUGACCUAUGAAAAUCGCACUUGGGAAUGGUAUGACGGUGAAACAUACAAACCGUAUACUCCGAUACCAGGCUUAAACGUGAAACCUCCGAGUACAAGUUAUUCACCCGAAAGACAGCGCGGAACACUAAGACAUGUAUACAACACGACAUUUCAAGGGUUCAUAUUUGACACGGAUACCGUCAGCUAUUCCAACGGUUAUGUGUGCAAAGGCGACUGGAAUGGCCGCCCGUGGUGCAAAACAGAAGAAGGAUACGUCUAUCAUGACAACAAGUGCUUCAAAGCAUUCCCUGAUCCUUCCGGCUUUAUUGGAGCUGAAGCCCAAUGUUUCGCAGAAGGCGGAUACCUACCAGUUCCAAAGACUGCAGAAACUCGUUCGCGAUUGCAAUAUUGGUUCCGAACAUAUUUUAAAUCACCGCUUACCUGGCUUGGCAUUCAGAUUUUAAACAAAACUUCGUCGACCGCAGUCACCGACCUGUACUGGAUGGAUGGAACUCCAAUGAAAAACACUACAUCCAAUCUGUGGCCAACGUAUUCUGUUGAGAAUUACGUCAGGGAUCUCCCGGAUGGAGCUGAUUACUGCGGUGAAUACACCACCUACGACAGUCACAGUGGGGAUUUUGGGGGUUGGCAGUGGGUUGCAGCCAAGGACGAGUGGUCAUUCACCACAAACUGCAGCUUACCACGACCUUUCGUGUGCGAAACUCCAUUGAACAAGUGUCCGUUUGGGUGGCACCAAUCUGGAGACAUGUGUUAUCAAAUCAACCUGGAUGAUGAAAGUUUAAAAAACUGGGCAAACGCACAGACUACGUGCCGACAAAAGGGAGCGGAACUAGUAAAGAUCACCGACGUUUUUAAAAAUCUGUACAUUGCGGAUUUAAUUUGGAAAUAUGGCGUGCAUGACUGGUACGACGGAACGCAGUAUGAGCAUUAUUGGAUCGGCUUAAAAGGCACCAGCAAUGGCUACGUUUGGCCAGACGGCACCGCCCCGAACUAUACACUCUGGCACAACAACCAAGCCGACCCGGCGAACGAUCCCAAUAUGUGCGCUUAUGUGUCGUUUGACCGUCACUCGAACGAAACCGGAAGCUGGAAAGUAACGCAGUGCUCGCAACCGCAAGGCUUCAUCUGCGAAGCGCACUACACGGCUGCCAUUCAGCCAGAUGAUGUUGUCAUCAGUGCACAUAUUUGCGAGCCGCCAUUUGUUUCGUACCAUGAAGGCUGCUUUUUAACCGUAUCAGAUGAGAAAACCUAUGACGAGGCUGUACAAGAUUGUGCUGAUAAAAAAUCUCGACUAGCAGUGAUCAGGAAUCGUGGGGAAAAUGCCUGGGUUUCCGCGCAAACUUCAAAAGAUUCGUGGAUCGGCUUGCGCGUUACCGGCAGUACAGGCAGCACAUCUUCGGUUUCCAGUUUCCGGUAUUCAUAUAGCACCGGUGACCUUGCGGGCGACGGGUUCUAUUCCGAUUUUGCGGACAGAUAUGAUUUAACUGUAAACGACAGUUUUGACCGGUUCUGCGUGGCCAUGGCCGGCGCUGAAAGCACUUUUCAAUACGGAUCCACCUCAAGCACUCGUCCAGGUCGUGGCAGAUGGUACCACGCUAACUGUAAUCUGAAGCGCGAAUAUGUCUGCUGGCACGAAGGAACGCCCAUCGAAGCUCCGGUAGUGGAGGACGUCUCUGAUCCUCAAUGUGGAGCAGGAUGGUUCCGAAAUGGUCCACAUUGCUACCGGGUAGUUUCGAAUGUCGCAGCAUGGCGAAGUUCGAAAUCGACAUGUCAGUCAAUGGGUGAUAAUGCCGACCUGCUAUGGUUUACGACUAAGGAGGAACAUUCUUUCGUAACAAGGCAGCUCCAGGAAUAUUAUUCCCAUGUCCCGCAUAGUUUCUGGAUAAAUUAUUAUACGGAGGCAGCCAAUGCUUGGCAUUUACCUUAUCGCGAUAAUCUGAAUAAGCACUACUUACCGUUCGCGGUGAGCAACUGGGCCGAAGGCCAACCAGCGAUUGACGGCAGCUCCUUCAGUUCCUCGUCGCCACACUGUGCGCGAAUCACAUCAGUCUCUUCUGGCAAAUGGACUUCUUCGAGAUGUGGACAGUGGCACGCUUCAAUCUGCAAGAAAACCAUCGAAAGUUUGGUAACACCUGCUCCAACUUUCGCUGUUCCAUCUGUAACUCCAGAUCAACAGCUGGGAUGUCCCGCUCAUUAUCACUCAGUAGCCGGCCGCUGCAUUAAAUUUAAUAUUAUGCCGGCCGAGUGGGCUACCGCCCGUCAAGCGUGCCGCAACGAACAAGGAUAUUUAGCGGACUUCAAAGAUGAGAAUGAAUAUCUUCUCUUCAAGGGAUUCUCAGUUGGGAGCUGGAUUGGUCUUAACAGUAUUGUGGAUCCGUCUGAUCCACGUGUGUUUACUUGGGCAAGCGGUGCACCAGUCACAUACAUUCCGUGGGAUGUCCAGUCUCCAAACAGCCACGGUGUUGGAGCGUCUGUUAAUGAUACGAACUGUGCCGCAGUUAGCUCACAGGGUGUUACCAUUUAUCCGUGUCACGAAAGGAAGACUUUCGUGUGUGAAAAGGAAAUGGUCGCAGUUACCGGCAGCGCCACAGUUGAAAUUCCCCAUUCUCGCGGUUGCUUGCGAUGGGGAGUGAAUUUCCACGACUCCUGCUACUAUUUUGGACAAGAUCCAACUAGUGAGCAGUUAGGAUACAAGCCAUCAUUGGAUUUCGAUAGUGCGCGAGCUUUUUGUCGCCGACACUUCGGUAUAACAGCUGACCUUGUAACCCUGAACGAUGGUUCCGAAGAAAGGGAGUUUAUCAACAGCCAUCUGGCUCGAACUGCCGAAGAGUACUGGAUUGGUUUGAAAGAAGAUCGCGAACCGUGGAAUGCCUUCAAAAAGUGGGUGGACGGAUCGGACGUGGAAGAAACAAACUGGGCUUACAACCAGCCCAGUGUGACGAGCGAUGGCUUCAAAGGAUGUGUAGCCAUGCACGGCGCUAUUGCCGAACAUGGAAGCAUUUUGAUUGGUGACUGGUAUGUCACAUCGUGCACGGAGCGAAAAGUCCCAUUAUGUAAAGCGGAUAGCGCUUAUCAUCCAUCACAUCCGACCGUUAAUCCUUCCACGCCUUCGCCUGACGGAUGCCCGGCGGGAUGGAAAACCGUACCCGAAAUCGCCACUUGCUUCAAGAGCUAUCGCGGAGAUCAAGAUCAUAGUAACAUUCGGAAACUCUCGUGGCAAGCAGCCGAAAAUUUCUGCAAGCGAUUCAAAGGCGGUCAUCUGGCUUCCAUAAAUAAUGAAGCCGAGCAGAAUGUCGUUUACCGAGCAGUAUUCGGUGACAUGCAGUGGAUUGGUUUACGACAAAACUCCAAUGCUCAGAAUCGAUGGGAGUGGUCGGAUGGGAAAGCUCUGACCACUUCCAACUGGCACCCGGGUGUCAGCCAUACGAACACGUAUUCGCCUAACUGUGCUUCAUUUCGUAGCAGCGGUGACUGGAUUCCGCAAAGCUGCCACUUGGGUAAUGGAUGGGUGUGCGAAGUACCAAAAGACGUCUACUAUCCGGGACAGAUAAUCGAAGAGUACCCGACGGCUAUCCCCGUUAACCACACGUGCGGCUCAUCCACGAUUGAUGGUGAAUGGUUUUUCGACGCCCAGUCGGAAGAGUGCGUGUACAUCGCCAAAAGAACCGAUGACUGGGCCAAUGCGCAAACUACCUGCGAAAGUCUCGGCGCUAAUCUUAUAACAGUAACCACCACAAACUAUCCUUUUCUAAUGCUGAAGGUUGCCCAGAGUAUCACCGAAAUAUCGUCAUCUGCCGGUCGAGACUAUUGGAUUGGACUAAAAAUGACGGAUUAUGUGAACAAGGAGUACGGAUGGGUUGAUGGAUAUGCGUCGUUUUUGCGACCAUGGGAUGCAAACGAACCGAGCGGACGAGGCACGGAACGAUGUGUGUCACAGAAUUCUGUGAGUGGUAAAUGGCGCGAUCAUAACUGCGCGCGCACUCUUCGAUUUCUUUGUGCAAAGACGAACCAUGCCCAACCUGUCACAACGCCUAGUCCUGUCGGAGGCAAUUGUCAUACUGGAUGGCUCGAACAUGACCGCAACUGCUAUUAUUUCUCCAAAAACGAAAAUAAAACUUGGGAGCAAGCUCAUGAAGCCUGCGUUCAGCUUCUGCCAGGAUUGAGCGAUCUCGUUUCAAUUCAUAGCUCAAUCGAAAAUGAUUUCCUCGUCACAAAAAUCAAAGGUCACCAUCGGGGCCACUGGAUUGGUUUGCAUGAAGUAGCCGUGGAUACUUAUACCCAUUCGUUCGUUUGGUCUGACCAGAGCCCCGUUCGCUAUAACAACUGGCAUUUUUCUGAACCGCUGUACACGUAUGGAGAUAGGGAUCGAGCCGUUGAAUUCCGCGGUGACCAUAAUCGUGCUGGAAGAUGGCAAGGUUCAGAAACACAAGAAUUAAGAAAUUACAUUUGCAAAGCUAGAAAAGACCCCAGUGCGCCGCCGCAGCAAGCUGUGGCUAGCAACUGUCGAUCCGGUUAUACCCAACUGGGAGAGAAUGGAGCGUGCUUCUCGGUGAUAGCACUGCCCGAUGGACGGGACAACUGGCAAAACGCCAAAGAUGCUUGCGCCACCGGUGAUGGCUACGGCAAGCUGGCGACAGCGGUUGAUGUUUACGACAACGCCCAAGUCCGUGUAUUGCUGCACCAGGCUUAUCGCAUUAACAAUCACAGCGGCCACGCCUGGAUCGGCAUGCAGAGUCACGUGCACAAUUUCGCUUGGUACAAUGGAUGUCCAGUGGUGUAUUCCAACUUCCUGACGAUGCUGCCUCCCGGUAAUAACUCGAAUCACUGUGUGUCCAUGAACCACGACGGCAAAUGGAUCGUCCAGAACUGCACUGACAGCGUCCAUUAUGCUGUUUGUGAGCAUAGAACAGAGCCAUGUCCGGCGGUUUUCAAUAUCACCGACAAUAACAUGUACUGUCCAGUCGAUUUUCCAACCGAAUGCAACACCAUGUGCUACCGUGUUCAAACUAAAUCCCAUCAAAACAACCAGUCCAUCCAUGUGGAUACCUUCCAAAGAGCCAAACAGCAGUGCGAAAAGUUGGGUGGACGACUCGCAUCCAUCCGUAACGAAGAAGAACAGAAAUGCUUGGAGAAAUAUAUUCAUCACUCCACCGAUGGUAUGUGGAUUGGUUUGUAUGAGGCGUUAGAUCCAUCAGGCGAGUAUGUCUGGAAAUGGGAAGAUGAAGGUGCCGGAUUCGGAUUUUCAUCGUACACUAACUGGGGGAACGGCAAACCUUCGAACAAUAGCGGUCUCAUGUACACAGCAAAACGCUGUGCAGAAAUUUUGCCUAAUGGCACAUGGAGCAAUCUGGGAUGCGACGAUUAUGAUUCCAGAGGCAUGAUAUGCGAAAUCCACAAGGUGCGCUCGGAGGUCGGCCGCUUAACAACCAGCAGACCGGUUGGUGUGACGGAUCCGCCCAGCGGGCCCGGCAUGUCCGGCGGCUCAAUUGCUGGCAUCGUAAUCGGUGUUUUGCUGGGAGCUGCCUUAAUCGGCGCGAUUGUAUACGUCGUUCUGACUGGAAAAAGCCAAGCGGUUGUUAGCUCAGUUCGGACUGCUGGCAGCCAUGUUAGAACAUUCGCUGCGCAGAAGUGGGAAGCAACCCGGUUCGGAAACCGGAAUUACAACCAGUACAACAAUGAUGCGACUCCGGUUGUGAAGGAAGAUUACGUUAAUGGAGACUCUUACAGCUGAUAAAAAUUUGUCUUUUAAGCUUUUUAGCGAUAUGUGCAUAGUAUUGCAUCCAAAGCUAGUAAUUUAUAUGUAAAAAUUUUUUGUUGAGAAGCGUAAAAACCGUACUCCAAAAGUACGAAAAUUCGUUGUGAUGAUGCAGGUGGUACGGUAACAACCUUAAUAAAAAUACAUGCCAAUGG